CCAGAGAACCUCUGUCGCUGCGGCCGGUGACGUCACGCAAGGGUCUCCGCCGUCCCCGGGGGGCUGCUGGGAGUCGUAGUUUGCGGCCGGGAGCCAUGGAGAGGACCGUGGCCAGCGGCUCUUUGCUGGGCGAGAUUGGUUUUUGGGCCGACCGGACGCCCGUUCACGAAGCAGCCCGGAGCGGAGAGACCGUGCGGCUGUCGCAGCUCAUUGAGAAUGGAGCCUGUGUCAAUCUGGUCACCUACGAUUCCAUCACGCCGUUGCACGAGGCAAGCCUGCGCGGACAAACCCAGUGUGUGAAAAUCCUCCUGGCUGCCGGAGCCCAGGUGGAUGCCCGAAACAUAGACGGCAGCACGCCUUUAUGCGACGCUUGCGCCUCCGGGAGCCUGGAGUGUGUGAAAGUCCUGCUUGGACACGGGGCGAAGGUCAACCCGCCCCUCUACACGGCGUCUCCUCUCCACGAAGCCUGCAUGAACGGCAGUGCCGAGUGCGUGCGUCUCCUGAUCAACGUCGGGGCGAACCUGGAGGCUCACGACUGCCACUUUGGGACCCCUUUACACGUGGCGUGUGCCCGAGAACAUCUGGACUGCGUGAAGCUGCUGCUCAAUGCAGGUGCCAACGUGAACGCGGCCAAGCUUCACGAGACGGCCCUUCAUCACGCGGCCAAAGUGAAAAAUGCCGACCUGGUGGAGAUGCUGGUGGAAUUCGGGGGGAACAUUUACGCCCGGGACAACCGCGGGAAGAAACCUGCCGACUACACCCGGAGCAGCAGCCAAGCGGCCAAAUGCUUUGAGUAUUACGAAAAAACGCCACGCAGCUUGUCCCAGCUCUGUCGACUCAGCCUGAGGAGGGCCUUCGGCCAGCGUGCCCUAGAGAAAAUAGCCCAGCUCCCCAUACCUCCGCGAUUAAUCGAAUUUCUGUCCUAUAAAUGAUCCCUCCAUCGCAGGCUGAGGGAGCCGUGGCCAUAUUCAUCUCAGGCCAUUUCUCCCUCCUAAGAAAUGGUUUUAAUUUCUUUUAAUGGUUGUAAAUGCUAUUUAUGAAGGACUCUGUAGUUUAAAGACUCAUGAGUGGGGUCCCCCCUUUAUAGCCGGUUCCUGGAAUAGUUUGAAGGAUCUUUCCAGAGCUGUUCUAAACACACAUAAGCCUGCGCACACACUUCGCAACUACCUUGUACGGUAUUCAAAUCCCAGGAUCACAGUUUGGGGGGGGGUCUGCUUACCUUGGGAUAUGCCAUGCUUCCUCCCUAUCAUCUGGCUUCUCCGGGGUGGGGCAGGACACUGGUGGGGGGCAGACUGCACCUCCGGGGCCCACCCCACCCCAUGGCGUAGUGAUAAAUUAGGGGAGUACAGGUGCUGCUUAUGACAGUCCCCGUGCCCGACCCCACCACGGAAGAGAGUCGAAACAUUGAAGGCUGCUGGAUCGCUCCCUGUCAUGAACGUGAGGAGCACGUCUUUGGUAAAGCUAACAGCUCUGAAUUGCCUGCUCAGGACUAAGCCACCCUAAAUGCUUUGCAUUAGAACAAGGAUCACUUGCAAGAACAUACUAACCCACGG
Pogona vitticeps (central bearded dragon) is the source of this 1553-nucleotide messenger RNA. RefSeq names its product ankyrin repeat and SOCS box containing 13 (gene ASB13). The record is from RefSeq and is a predicted model, not a curated record. Gene Ontology annotation, biological process: positive regulation of protein catabolic process; protein ubiquitination; intracellular signal transduction. Gene Ontology annotation, molecular function: protein binding. NCBI's taxonomy places the organism in Eukaryota, Metazoa, Chordata, Lepidosauria, Squamata, Agamidae.